UCUCAGCUCGGCGCAUCCCCUCUGCUGGACGAAGUGCGACCAUUUUGCAGGGGGGGAGCUGCGAGUGGUGGCCAUUGACGGUGCUAGAGAGCCAGGUUUGGGGCGCGGGACGGCGGCCUGAGUCGCUGGACCCGGGGAUUAACGCCCCCCCCGGGAAGGCGAGCAAGAACAGUGCCAACGCUUCUCGGUUAUUUUGUCGUCUUCGUCGCCAGCGCCCGCCUCCGAGCUUCGAUUUAACCAGCCAAGAUGUCUAGGCCUGUCAGGAACAGAAAAGUAGUAGACUACUCACAGUUUCAGGAAUCAGAUGAUGCAGAUGAAGAAUAUGGUAGAGAUUCAGCCCCUCCAGCGAAGAAAAUACGUUCAUCACCAAGAGAAGCAAAAAGUAAGAGGAGGUCUGGAAAGAAUUCUCAGGAGGACAGUGAAGACUCAGAAAAGGACAUGAAGACAAAGAGAGAUGAUUCACACUCAGCAGAUGAAGAUUUUGGCAGUGAGGAUGAUAUAGGAGCAGAUGAUGGUAAAGCUGACAGUGACUAUGAAAGUUCUCAAAAGAACAAAAAAGGAAAAAAAGUGAAGCCUGACAAGAACAAAAGAGCUGGUUCCAGAUCUAGAAAAAGGGCUGCAGAGGACAGUGAGGAUGAGAAAGAAGAUCACAAAAAUGUGCGUCAGCAGCGGCAAGCAGCAUCCAAAGCUGCUUCCAAGCAAAGAGAAAUGCUAAUGGAUGAUGUGGGAAGUGAGGAGGAAGAUCAGGAAGAGGAAGAGGCAGCAUUUCAGGAUAAAGAUUCUGGCAGCGAUGAAGACUUCCUUGUGGAAGAUGAUGAUGAUAGUGACUAUGGCAGUUCAAAAAAGAAGAAUAAAAAAGUGGCUAAGAAAUCCAAACCAGAAAGGAAAGAAAAGAAAAUGCCUAAACCAAGACUAAAGGCUACAGUUACACCUAGUCCGGUAAAGGGCAAAGGAAAGGGAGGUCGUUCCACAGCUUCAAAGACAUCAAAAGAAAAAAACCCAUCCCCCAAAGAUGAUGAUGAUGAACCUGAAAGUCCUCCACAAAAGAAGAAAUCAGUUAGUCCACCUCCAGAUAAAUCUGGGGAUGAAGGGUCUGAAGAUGAAGUCCCAUCUGGUGAAGAUUAAAUGGUGGUGUGGGAGAGAAACUUUUUUGAGAGAGAGUAAGGAAAAGAGGAUAUACUUAGGGGGUAGAACAUGGUUUUGGUUGUGGCUUGACUAUUGGGCUGUGAAUGCCACUUUUACUUUAGCUGUUUUAAUAGUACAGUUCUUCUGUUUUUUUGUUUUUUUUUUAAGAAAACCUUUAUGUUUUGAUGUCACAGUCUCUACUGGCCAUUCCGUUCUCCCCAACAAAUCUGAAAGCCAUUUAGAUUUAAAUUAACAGCUAACUAAAGAUAUAUUUUUGAAAGCUUACUACAGUUGUUAAGCAAUAAGAUUGAAGCUGACACUUGAAGAUCAUAGUUAACAAAUAGAUUUUCCAAAGCUGGGAAGGCAGUUUGCUUAAUUGAAUCCAAAAACAGUAGAUUAUUGCAUAUAGCAUUUUUGUUGGCAUAAAUCCAUCCUUUGUACCUGAAUUAUUUUGAAUUCCAUUAAGCAUUGCAAGUUCCAAUAUUCUGAAUCUUUGGGGUUCCACUGUUUAUUUAAUGGCUAAGGUUAUUUUAAUAAUAAUUUAGUCUGAUCUGUUCCAGGCUUUGAGAAGGUCAUACCUGUUUAUACCAUUUAUAUCCUUUGUUAGGAUAGCAUUUCUGUUGGCCAAAAUGCAUUCAUAUCCUUCCAGCUUAUUAUAAAAUUCCUGUGCUUUUUGUGCUUUCUUUCCAUAAUGUUUGAUUUCAUGGAGAAAUUCUGGAAGCUGGAAUAAUUGCUUUAAAAUUUUUGAGCAAUGCACUGAAUGGGUGAUGACACAGUAUCUUAUUCAACCACUGGGUGUUGAUUUAAGUAUAUUUCCCUUCAUAUUCCACAAAGUUAGAAUACUCUGCUUCUACCAACGUAAUUUGUCUUUUACCAUACCCCUCACUGUUUACUUAACUUCCCUUCCUGGAGAGUGAGUGCUGGUUCACUACCAGGUCUUAUUUGUUGGUUAGCAGAAGCUGGACACCUAGGCUAAACAAGGAACAGGGUGUAAACUGGAAGACAUGAGGGAUAUAACAACAAAAUCCUGCCAGAAUUAGCAUUUCAGUAAGUUUUAAGUGAUGCAAUGACAUUUCCAAUUUAAAUAUAAGUUGGAUUUUUUUCUGUCCUUGUAAAAGGAACUGCCGUAUUUAGUGUAAUUUGAAGUUGUUUUUCACUUUUCACUUCAACCAUAAUCUCUUUAAAUAGAGGUUGAGUAUUAGUGUUCUGAAGACAGAUCGUUUGAUCUCUGCUUAUAUAUUGUAAGUUUAUAAAAAGCCAAAUGGAUGGCAACCCCAAAAAUAUUCUCUUUGUAGGCUAGGCCUACCUAAUAAGUAUUGCAAAGCCAAAGUGAAAAUGAAGUACCAUUCUGGUUUUCUCUUUCUUUCUCACACACACAUACAUACCCACAAACCCAGCAAAGUAUAAUUUGCAUUUUAAAAAUACUUGGCUUAUCCCCUUUAUUUUGUUUUCUUAUUUAAAGCAAUACUACUUGCGUCUAUAAUUGUUUCAAAUAUAAAUCUGGGGCGUUUUAGCAAAAUAAUACAAAUUCAUACUGGCUUGAAGUGACAGCUUUGAUCUAGAUGUUGGCUUAUUAAUUUUUGAACAAUAUCUAGAAAGUGGAAAUGUUUUGACUUUCUCCUGUGACAGAAGCCAAUCCAGGCUGAGUAAUUUUUGCCAAUUUAAUUGAGGUUUAAGUGUUGAAUGGUAUUAUAGCUAUGUAUUACUUAUGUCUGAAUUGUAAGUUCAAAACAGACUUAUCCCAUCCUACAAAUAAAUGCUUGGUGACCUAGUAUAUUUAGUUGCUCCAAAUGUGCAGGGAUUGGAGUGAUUACCUUUUAAUUAUUGUGGUCAGCCAGCAAUAUAUUUCAAUCUUUCCAUAUAUUUUUGCUGCUGAUUCAAAUUUAUUUUAUAGAAUAUGCAUUUCUUUUUCUUUCUGUCCUUUUACUAACAGAUACAUUGGUGUGUAAUAAGAAUUGGAAAGCCAUUUAGAUUCUUCCUGUUUUUCUUACAGAUAAAUGAUAGCAAUUGGAUUUCUUAAUCCUAAAUCAAAUGCUGUGCUUUCACUGAUCCUUGCAUUUAACUCCUGGACAAAAAUAUUUUCAAGGCUCUUGAAAUCUCUUAAUUCAGAUAGUGGUUGUUUGGCCUUUUCCCAUUUGAUAAACAGUCCAGAGACUGAACAUUAAUUUUCUCCCCUGCUGUUCACAUAACAGUAGCAAAAUAAUAUUUUAAAUAUUUCAUUCUAUUUUGCAGACUUCUGUCUCUCUGUGUAUAUUGCUUUUAUGUGAGGUAUUCUAGGGAUGCAAUAGCUAUAUUAGUUCAUUACUUUGUUCCAUAGAACAAGUGUUGCCAGAUAAACAAAUAGGUAUAUUCCAGUGUGCGUUAAUCAGACUAUAUUGGUUGCAUCCUGGGAAUGGCAGGUUUUUUGAUGUAGUAGUUUUAAUUAAAUAUUUCUUGCAUUUGCUGAAAAACCAAAAGCAAAUAUGUUUAGUGUAUCUAAGUUAUUACUUCAUAUAUAAAUGUGAUAGCAACAGGGGUAUACAUAAAAUUUCAGUGACGUUUUGAAAGGUGUGUGUUUGCACCUUACCUUUGGGGCCUGAAGGGUAAUGGUGGCUAUAAUACUGAAGAAAUAACUUGCACACUGUAAAAGGAUAAUGUUUAGAUACACUCUUUGUGAUGACUUCUCUUCAGUAUAAUAUUUUAGCACAGAUCAAACAAAUGCAGGGGCAUAAUGACUAGUUUGAUCUGAUAUUAAAAAAUCAUGUUGAAAUAUAUUGGGGGAAAAAGAUGGAAAUGUAUAUGCAUUCGGGUGGUUGAUGUGAUAUAAAUGUUGAAUAUACUCAAUUGUAAUAUGCCUGCACCAAAUAAUGAAACUGUUAAUUGAAAAUACUUUUAGACUGAUUUUAAAAGCAUUACCCAAGUAUAUGAGACAGCUUAACUAAAUAGAGCUAAGGAAGAAAAAAUGCUAUAAACAUGCUGGAAAUUUAUGAGCUGUAGAAAUUGGUGCUUUUGCUUUAUGUAAUUUUUCUGUGGAGUGUUUAUUUUUUAUAACAAAUCAUAAUGUUGACACAUGAUUUUAUAAAAUAAAAGGAAAUCGAUUCCCAUGAUUUUAGGUAUUUGGUAAAUCGUAUUAGUAUUUUAUGGGGAGAUUUAACUCUUUCCCCUUUUCAGUUAACUUCAUUAAAUGGCUGGAUCUGAAUGGCUUGGUCUCAAGCUUGGUCAUCCUGUUACUGAAACUCUCCUUUCCUUCACCCCCAAUUUCAGUUGGAGUCUGGGAUUAUCCCCUCUUAUGUUCAUAUGGGACAGUGCGCCAUAUGUGAAAUGCACAGUGUAGAAGCUGGGUAUGGAUAUACUUGUAAUAAUUUCAGGGCCCAGGGUUCAUAAACAAAACUAAGCUGAUGCUUGGCUUUAGUAUCUCUUUCCACAUUCUUAUUUCAGUUUACUGCUUUGCUGGAGAGCUUACACUUCAUUAUUUUCUAUUAAAACUCUUCUAACAUUUAAAGCAAGUGCUUCUCUGUUUUGAGUCUAUUAAAGCAUUCACUACAUGUUGAUUUGAUGUGUUAACCUUUUUUGAAAAGAUCGAUUGACCCACCUGCUGCUGUUCAAAAUAGUAGAAAACGGAAUGGUUCCAUCAGAGCAUGUUUGGUAUGAAUGUAAAAUACCAUUAUGCAUAUGUUUUAUAUACCUGGGUGGGGAUUUUUUAAUUGAGAAUACAGCAUUGGGGCAGAACAUAAACUUGCUAUAGCCACCAUAACAUGAAAACCCCUUCAAGUAUCUUGUAUGAGUGGGAAUGAAAGCGCAUGUGUGUACGCAUGCAUGGGUGUCUGUCUGACAAUUUAAUGUGUGUUAGAAAUUUGUGGUUUACUUUGCAGAAACAAUUAUUACAGAAAUUGUAUAUAAGAGUUUUACAUAAUUUGUUUAUCAGGAACAUGGCACAGUCAAACCCUAAAAAUUCCCAAGUUUUAGAGAGAGAAAGGCAACAAAUGGAGCAAGUGCUCUUUGUAUCAGAUAGAAAUUGAUUAAAGUGAAUGCAGUGGAUAUUUGUCUUGGAAUUAACUAUUUUGUUGGGUUCUAAUUCUCUCCAGAUUAUUGGAAAGCAUACAUUCAAAUGGGGUGCCAAGGCCACCAGUCAUGAUAAUUAACCAAUAAAAUUGCCAGUCCGUUGAGAGUGAAAUCUGCAGCAUGGUACUAGGGGUUCAGUUUGAAUGUAAUUCUAAUGCUUUAUAUAAAAAUGAAUUUUAAAAGGGGGGUUGAAGUGAACAUGAUAUUGUUGACCAUGUUCGUGAAUUAUUGAUGCAACAUGCAUUGGUAGAAUUGUGUGACAGUCUUUCGUGCUACUUAAUUUUACAUAUUCCAGUCUCUGUAUGUACUUGCAAUUU
Python bivittatus (Burmese python) is the source of this 5483-nucleotide messenger RNA. RefSeq names its product nuclear casein kinase and cyclin dependent kinase substrate 1 (gene NUCKS1). Gene Ontology annotation, molecular function: single-stranded DNA binding; double-stranded DNA binding. Gene Ontology annotation, cellular component: cytoplasm. Lineage: Eukaryota; Metazoa; Chordata; Lepidosauria; Squamata; Pythonidae. Gene Ontology annotation, biological process: interstrand cross-link repair; double-strand break repair via homologous recombination. The record is from RefSeq and is a predicted model, not a curated record.